AUGCUACAAACAUGGGAUGCUUCCAGUUUCCAGUUUCUCACUGGUCGCUUUGACCAUGCAGCUUACGUUUCAUCCCAUUCACUUCGGUAAAGGGCCAAGCCGAAGCAUUGCGGCUUCCAGCAGAAUCUAUAAAUCGCAGAGAAAUUAGAUGGUAUAUCUAGAAAGAGUGUCUCAUCUCUGCCUGGUUCUCUACGAGUAAACUCUAUGGACACAAAAGCGGUCUGAGACUAGUACCCUGCCGAAAUUUCGGGCUGAUGCUUUACCUUACCAGCAGUUUGACGCGGCUCAGGACCGUCGCAUAUUUAACAGAGCAGAACUGCAGCACAAACAAAACGCGGUAAGUAACCACAGCGGUCAAUCCCAAAAACAACCCAGAAAUGGAAGGCGUUGAUUCUCACGUCCCUCGCGGCGAAUCAGAUUUACACUCCGAAACCAAUUGUGUGGAAAACGGUGCGGAGGAGAGACGGCCCUGUUGUCUUCUUCGGGUUCUCAAUAGACUUUUCGUAAGUAAAUGAUCUAUACACUGCCAACUAUUUGCUGCAUAUGUGAAGCUAAUAGCUGCAGCAGCGAGGAGCAGCCAAGAUGACUCUUCCCUACAAUAACACCAAGGACUUCGCACAAUUUGAUAUUGAGCGCGAAAAUUUGAGGAAGCAAAUUGACAACGCCACGCAGGAGAGAGAGCAAGCAAAAAGAGAGGUUGAGAAUGCUCUUAAACACACUGAAAACAUUACUCGUGAAAGGAAUGCAUUGAAGACCAGGUGCAAGAACUUACAGAAUGAUAUCAGCAUCGUCUGCAGUCACAAAGAUUUACUGGAAGCGAACGCUAACAAGGCCCUCGAUGAUCUGCAGGCCACUAAUAAAUAUCUGCUUGAAGCAAAAGAUGAGACCCGUAAUCUCGCAUCCAAAUACGACAAAGCAGUUAAGGAUAAGAUAUCUCAAGGUCAAGAGUAUCAAGAAUUGCUCGAAAAGUUUGAAAUACAAAAGAAGGAAAAUUCCGCACUUAAUGAGGAGCUCAAGGUAUUAGAAAUUGGGCGCAUUUCAGUAACGGCGGAAAUCACUACCUUGCAACAGAAUCUGGAAGCAUCCGAGCAACUGAGGCAACAUCAUGAAAUAUUAGCGGCCAGAUUCCGCACUAUUCUUCGCACCCCGAACAUGCUCGAAGUCGACGACACAGUCAUAGCCGAUGAAUUUCGAUGGUUUCGGCUCCAAAUUGAGCACAUUGUGCACACGUAUUACAGCAUGAGCAAAACCCCCUCAGCACCUGAACAUGUCACCUUACGAAACGCGCAAAUGCGUCUUUACCAUAUCUUCGAAGCUGAAUCCAAAGAACAUAGGCUACACGCGCGGAUGAGGGCAUUCAUAUUUCAGCACCUGGAUGAAUCGCUGUUAUUCACAACAUCUUUUGGACUUGAAGAUAAGAACUUGGGCAUGGAACAGGAGCUGAGAAAUUUCGAGUCAUCGUUCAGCGAAGAUCACCCAGGUAUUUGCGUCCACACCUACCUUUCACUAGAUGUACUCUUUUGAGAUACUAAUAGUUGCAGAUCGACACAUUGAACUCGCCAACUGGAGAACCCUCACAAUGAAAUGUGCACAAUACCUCCAACCAGCCAGCCCCAGCCAUCCACCACGUAUAUGCAUGAAUGUCGCUGAAGAUUUUUUGUACUUAUUGGCCCCCCUGCGAACAGAUCCCAAUCAAAAAACCAACCAGCUUAGAGGCGAAUGGCAGGAACUAUGCAUGAGAGCUUUUAAGCUUACCAUGAAACUGAGAACGUGCAAGGACGUAUACCGCUGCGAGAUUCCGAAAUGGGGAGAGGUGCUUCAUGAGGACGACGUUCAACCACAGGCUGCAGUAUACACGGAGAAGUGCAAGAGGAAGACCGAGUUGAACGAUUCGUUUGUCAUUGCAUACGAUAUCACGGGUACGUUGGUAAAAUAUCCCUUUGAGCAACCGGAGAAAAGAGUGGUGGUGGUGAAGCCAUGCGUGGCGGUCCAAGCUCACCCGGAUGAUGGUUGA
Messenger RNA from Sclerotinia trifoliorum, 2014 nucleotides. Lineage: Eukaryota; Fungi; Ascomycota; Leotiomycetes; Helotiales; Sclerotiniaceae. The record is from the annotation of a GenBank genome assembly.